AUGCGUGCAUCAGUGCUACAUUGGACAACAGUAAAACGCAAAGUGAAUGCGUUGGCCGGAUACUUGGGUUCUACCUUCACUUACGUGUACGGUGGCGAUGUGGAAGCCCUACCAGAUCCUACUCAGCUAGCCAACGCUAUGGCUUAUCUGUCCUUCACUCAGAGCAUUGAUACCCUCGUGACGCCUCUUGUCGACACAAAUUGGGUGGAUCCCACGAAAGGAUACAGAAUGUUCGUCGAUCAGAAUACCGCGUACAUGAGGUAUAGCUGUUUUAUACUGAAUAACCAUAAACGACUUUUGAUGCAUACCUAA
Cooperia oncophora is the source of this 312-nucleotide messenger RNA. The record is from the annotation of a GenBank genome assembly. NCBI's taxonomy places the organism in Eukaryota, Metazoa, Nematoda, Chromadorea, Rhabditida, Trichostrongylidae.